UUGCAGUCAAUUCAGUGAAUGCUAUGAAUGAUGAGAGUAUCCGACUUACUAUGGAUUGUCUUGACUAUUGUCUUAUUGGUGUCCACUUUCUCACUCCAAUUACUUCUCAUUACCUUCUCGUCCAUCCUCUUCGCUAUCAUUGGAUGCCUGUCCUCUCUAUACGUGAACCACCCGACAGUCCAAAGCGAUUACCAGAUCUUCAAAUCGUGUCAUUCAAUACAAAUGAUUGACUCAAAUGACGAGUGGAAGGAAUUCGUGGAUAAUCUCAGUGCCAAUCCUGUGGUCCACAGAGACGGUUUCCGGCUACAGAAGUGGCCACAUAGCGGGUUAGUCCUCAAUACUCUUCAUCUCUACUCCAUCGCUCAGUUGGCCAUCAAAUCAGUCACUCAAAGGUUUCAUUCAAUGGAUAUCGUGUCAUAUAUGACAACCAAAUUAGUCGAUGAUUUUGCCUCUCAUUUAAGGCUUUAUCGUUUGGCACAGAAUAAACUCAAAGAACUUAAAGUCAACGACCCGAACGCAAACCUAUUGUCGAUAUUCUUUGACUUUGAAGUAUCGAUGGAACGAAACAUUUGCCGCGAUUUGGUCAGUGAAGACAAUGAGAGCUGUUCCGACUAUUUAUCCCAAAUCUGUGAUAUUCUUCAAUAUUUAUUACUUCCAAUCGAUUGCUUGACUUUGAAGUAUCGAUGGAACGAAACAUUUGCCGCGAUUUGUAUAGAGCAAAGUUCGCUAACAUUCAUUAAUAUAUUGCGUUUGUGUGAUAAAAGCGAAGAGUUGGAGGCCGUCCGGCAAAUGGUUAACCACGAGAUUGCUUUCCUUCGCUCCAAAGUACGAGUUGUUUGUUAUUUGAGAUCAUCGGUCUCUCAUAUUUCAUUGAAUUCAUGUCAAGUAUCGGCGCUCUACGAUGACUUUGAAAUCAAGCAACAGUUGAGUAGUCUUUUAUUCGUCAAGGAUUUGAUUGAAAGUCGCCUGAAGUCUGUAAAUGAGGGCAGUUUUGACUCGGACUCCAACGGAAUUCCAACCCAAAUCGAUUGGAAUAAUACGAAACUCUUUUCACUCCCAUUUGAUGUGGUAUUGAAGAACAGCAUCGGUCUCUCAUAUUUCAUUGAAUUCAUGUCAAGUAUCGGCGCUCAGGAAUACGUGUACUUCUAUUUGAAUGUCGACGCCUUCAAAGUGUCGGCCGAACAACAGAUAUCGGAGGCAGAGCUCAUAAAACUUGGGAAAUCGGAGUCCUAUAAAUCAGUUGAUUUGGAAAGUCUUAAAGAGGCGGCCGUUAAUAUAUACGACACAUAUUUGUCUGGAAAGGCUUCCCAUAAACUCAAAUUAGAUGAAACUAUUUGUAAGAAUAUUCACUCAAGAAUUAUGACCGAAAAGUUGUCAGAAAACUGGUUCGAUUCGGCUCACCAUCAGGUCUAUGAUGUUAUGAUGAAUAACGACCAGUUCUUCAGUGCUUUUAAAAAGAGUAAUCAUUACAUCAAACUGUUAGCAGAACUUGAUUUACUCAAAGAACUCAAUUGUAAACCAGAGGAAGACAGUGAGCCAUCGACGAAGUGUGACGACAAUGACACCAAUUCUAUCAAUUCAAUCACAUUUGAUGACUGCGAUAGUCUCAACUCUCUGGAGGAUAUUGUGUUGGCAUCCGAUAAUAUAUCCAUUACUAGUGAGGGUUCGGGCACAUCCAACUCAACGUCUGGUUACAGCACUUCCAACACUACUUUGUGUGCGACCGGAGAGCUGGAAAUGAGCGCUGAGAUCAUCAAAACAGGUGUCAUCCGUGAGUUUGGCAACGCUUACGCCGCUUAUGUCAUAAAUGUGACCAAAAAGACUAAUAAUUCGCCCGAAGAAAAGUGGGUUAUUUUGAGACGUUAUUCAGACUUCCAUUCAUUUCAUCAAAAUAUUACUGACAAAUACCCGAAUCUAAAGAGUCUAACACUUCCCGGCAAAAGAACUUUCAAUAAUAUGAAUAAAGAGUUUUUGGAGCAGAGGAAGCAUUUGCUGAACACAUACUUAAAUCAAUUACUUAAGACCUCUAAAUUGAGACCAGAUCUUAGAGAACAAGUGCUUCACUUCUUCAGACCCGGAAACUACGAGAAGGAAAAGUUCCAGUUCUCCAAAAGUGUCCAAAACUCCAUAUUUAAUCCAUUGAAGUCAUCGGUGAUGAAUGUGGGAAAUGUGAUGAAGAAUAGUUCCGGUAAUUUCUUAGACGGUUUGCAGCGGUUGAGUCGAAUGAGUUCACUCACGUCCACCAAUCCAUCACAACCUCUUCAGUCCACUAAAAGUAGUUUUAAAGUUAAUUUUCCAAAUGAAGCCCAAAACCCAAAGUUGCAAACAAUUAAUCCAAGCGAGAGCUCCAAAGUGUCGGCUAAUCUAGACAUCGAUAGUGAAGACAAUAUUCCGCUAAGAAUUAUGUUGUUAUUAAUGGACGAAGUGUUUGAUUUGAAGAAUAAGAACCUAUGGCUGCGACGAAGAAUUGUCACGUUUUUAAGACAAAUAAUUCAUAUGACAUACGGGGACGCCAUCAACAAGAAAAUCAUUGACUACGUCGAAGACCUGACCAGUGCUCCAUCGGUUGCCGAUUAUAUCAAAGCCUUUAAGAACUCGUUUUGGCCGAGCGGUCAGUUGGCUCAACCCCUCCCACCUCGGAGUCAGAGCACCAAAAUGAGGACCAGAGUGGCCGCCAAAAUGCUUUUGCUGACGAGUCUUUCGGAUGACUUGAAGCGCAUUAUAGGCAGUGAGACGAGUCGUAAGGGCCUGAUGUGUGUCUUCGAGAUGUUUCAACACGAAAACCUCAACCGACGACUCGUUUUAGUGCUAUUCGAAGGCAUUCUUCAGCAGUUAUUCCCAGACAAUCAUUUCGAGCAAAUAUUUCAAAAACUUCACUCAAAGUCGACGAGAAUUCCCGAGUCGGAGAAGAAGGCCAACAAUUGGCCGCCAUAUCUCUAUCGCUUCUUAGGAGUGGACAAGUCUUGUGCUAAAUCUCCCACAAAGUCACCCAUUCAUCGGCGAAAGAAGACAUAAUAUUUGUUAUCAAUUAGUUUUGGUUAAUAUAUGACUGAUUGUGUGAUCUUUUAUUUUUAUUAAUACUGAUUAGCAGUUUGUUUAAGUGUUUUAAAUGUAUAUUUUGAUUGACUAGUCGUUGUGGCAAAC
This is a messenger RNA of Oppiella nova, 3144 nucleotides long. Lineage: Eukaryota; Metazoa; Arthropoda; Arachnida; Sarcoptiformes; Oppiidae. The record is from the annotation of a GenBank genome assembly.